Messenger RNA from Neoarius graeffei (lesser salmon catfish), 1006 nucleotides. RefSeq names its product BCAS2 pre-mRNA processing factor (gene bcas2). Bases 48 to 725 code for a protein of 225 amino acids. Gene Ontology annotation, cellular component: precatalytic spliceosome; Prp19 complex; catalytic step 2 spliceosome. Gene Ontology annotation, biological process: mRNA processing. The transcript has 7 exons. Lineage: Eukaryota; Metazoa; Chordata; Actinopteri; Siluriformes; Ariidae. The record is from RefSeq and is a predicted model, not a curated record.
AGAAAGAAAGUCGGUGUGAUAGCGUGUUGUAGUAACGCCGUUUCAAUAUGGCUGGCGCUUCGUCGGUAGCCGGUGAAGUGUUUGUUGACGCUUUGCCGUAUUUUGAUCAGGGAUAUGAUGCUCCCGGUAUUAGAGAAGCAGCUGCUGCUUUGGUGGAGGAGGAAACCCGAAGGUACAGACCUACGAAAAAUUACCUGAGUUACCUGCCGACUCCGGAUUUCUCAGCUUUUGAAACCGAGAUCAUGAAGAACGAGUUCGAGAGACUUGCUGCACGCCAGCCCAUGGAGCUUCUCAGCAUGAAGAGAUACGAGUUACCCGCUCCAUCAUCAGGCCAAAAGAAUGACAUGACAGCAUGGCAGGAUUGCGUGAAUAACUCGAUGGCCCAGCUGGAGCACCAGGCAGUGCGCAUAGAGAACCUGGAACUCGUGGCACAGUACGGCACCAAUGCCUGGAAGAUGUCGAAUGAUAACUUGGCGUUCAUGAUUGAAAACGCACAGAAGGAGCUGCAGAAGGUUCGGAAGCACAUUCAGGACUUAAACUGGCAGCGGAAGAACGAUCAGCUCACUGGCGGGGCCAAACUGCGAGAACUGGAGUCUAACUGGGUGUCCCUCGUGAGUAAGAACUACGAGAUCGAGCGAGCCAUCGUGCAGCUGGAGAACGACGUCAGCCAGCUGAGGCAGCAGCAGGGAGAUGAGAACAAGGAGAACAUCCGACAGGACUUCUAGUAAGUGACAUGCCUGUCCAGCGCAAUCUGGAACAACAGAUGGAUGCACCGUUUCAAAAAAAAAAGACGUAAAAAAGGACAUUUCCGAGAAGAGCGUGGAGAUGUUUCUGAACUGUGAAGUGAGCAGAGGAAAUGGUAUUGAAGUUCCAGUACCUGAUCUGUAACUGUUUUUGAAAACUUGUUACAGUAUAGUUCAGCGAGAAUUCUUUGGUUUGUAUUUUUUUUGUGUUUUUUUUUUUUUUUUUUUGUGUGUCUGUGAAUGUCAACCAAUUCUUUAAACUC